Messenger RNA from Mesorhabditis spiculigera, 462 nucleotides. The record is from the annotation of a GenBank genome assembly. Lineage: Eukaryota; Metazoa; Nematoda; Chromadorea; Rhabditida; Rhabditidae.
AUGUUUUUUCGCGGCACGAUUUUGAUGCAGUGGAUGCCCCGACGAUCGACGGACGGCGACAAGCAAGAAGGGGCAGCCGUACCGCGAAACGAACGAAUCGAUGGCAACACGCAGCUCGAAAUGGCGCUCCUGGCGGCCACCGACGUGGUAGUGGAGCUGACGACGAGGAAUUCAUGCCCAGACCGACUUGGCAAGACAAUUAGGAGAAGUACAAUCGAAGCUUACAAGAUACGAUUUUCGACGAUGUCACUGUUCCGACCUCCGACAGAAGGCGGUAAGAAGGGAGGGACGGCCGUACCGCGAAAACUCGGCAUCGGACGAAUCGAUUGCAACACGCAGCUCGAAAUGGCGCUCCUGGCGGCCACCGGCGUUGCAGUGGAGCUGACGACGAGGAAUUCAUGCCCAGAUCAACCUUGCAAGACGAUUAGAAGAAAUGGAAUGGAAGCUUACAAGAAUCUAGAG